Messenger RNA from Macrobrachium nipponense, 2013 nucleotides. RefSeq lists its product as uncharacterized. Gene Ontology annotation, biological process: intracellular protein localization. Lineage: Eukaryota; Metazoa; Arthropoda; Malacostraca; Decapoda; Palaemonidae. Gene Ontology annotation, molecular function: protein kinase binding. The coding region runs from base 238 to 1992 and encodes 584 amino acids. Gene Ontology annotation, cellular component: cytosol; membrane. The record is from RefSeq and is a predicted model, not a curated record. The transcript has 6 exons.
AGAUCGGGUAUUGUGCUUUCAACUGACGAGUGGAAUUGUGCUAAUUAGUUCUUGUGUCGUGACUCAAUAAAGAAAAAUAAAAAGUUUGAAAAUUAAUCGUGGGUAGUGUGAAUUUUUUUAGAAGUAUGGAAAUUAGCAAAAGCUUCUUGUAAGUGUUGACAUUCAGAAUAUAUAUUUUUGUUGUGGUCAUAUCGUGAUGAUGAUAAUGAUGAUCAGAGAUUUUGAUUAUUAUUGGUGAUGGAGGUGUGGCAUGACAAUUCCCUGCGAGGGGGGACCCGGCCCCUUCCCCAGCCCCCUUCCAUUUCCCUGGCCUUCUCUUCAUCUCCCUCUCCUUCGUCCUCUUCUUCCUCCUCGUCCCCUUCGCCACGUGGACCAGUAUUCGGGGCGAGACAUCAGCAGGAGGUCAAUGCUGGAGAGACUGGCAGGGAAGGAUCAGGUGGAGAAGGAGUGCUAGGAAGCGGAGGCGGAGGAGGAGUUGGAGGAGGUGGAGGUGGAGGAGGAGGAUUGAAUCCCGCAGAUGAACCUCAAGGGACCCAGCCCAGGUUGUACUAUACUGGGGGGAUUACGUAUCCUUCUGUGAAUUCCUGUGGGGGCGACCCUCGGGUUCAUUGCAGUGUAGAGUUUGAUGGCAAAGAAAGGCUUUACUCUGAAAACGUGCAAGUGAGGACGGCACUCGACUCUUACUUGGAGUCUGCGCCUCACCUGAACGGUGAAAUGAAUAGUGAUUUCGGAAGAACAAAGGAAAACGGGAAAAUCGCCUUUAGCAUGAAUAGCCUUGUGAAUGCCCUGCGGGAGCAGGGCGCUGCCCCUGAUGUCAGCGACGACUGGAAGAGUGGCUCCUCAGGAGGCCGCUUGGAGAGGAGUAUGGACCACCCGAGCACCACCACCACCACUGCUACCACGCUUUCUUCACCCUCAAUUGUGGUGAGAACCUUGAAUGGCCUUCACUCCGACCCGCACCCCCUCUACCCCCCCAACCCGCAGCAAAGUUACCGAGCUGUCGAAGAGAACCUGAGGCGUCACAAGACACAGAACGGGAAAAUAUCGUCGGCCUUGAAUGGUGCUGCCGAAAAUGGCAUCAGCGUAUCCAAGUACAACAACAUCAGGUUGCAAAAUGCCGCCCAGACCUUAGCUGGCGUCGGAUAUUGUAGAGAGGGAUUUGCGCCUCUUCCUCUUGAUUUGGGUCUAGGCGCCAGUACCCUCAGGCACACUCCGGGUGCUGGUCGUACUCGCCCAUCUGGUAACCACAUCACCAUCAGGCCAAAGCCCUUGCUGCAUGUGAGUGAGAACGGCACUGAAAAUGCCUCCGACGACGGGUUGAUUGAUGGUGGCGGGGGUCCACCUGGCCGCGUCAAGAACCUGUGCGGUUCUUUCAACCUGGCGGGAGACACAAUGGAAGGCAUCAUACAGUGCCUGGUUUUUCUCAAGGCUUUUAGUCUUGUGGGAGGAGAGUUCGAUAUGGAACUCAACUUCGUGAUCCAAGACGCACACAAUCUGCGACACAUGCUUGAACUUCUGGAUCACUGCCCGCCGCCUUUGCAGGCAGAGAUUUGGUCCGUAUUUAUCGCCAUCCUCCGGAAGAGUGUGCGAAAUCUUCAGGCGUGCACCGAAGUAGGACUCAUCACUCACGUCCUACAGCGACUCCCACAAGCUGAUAAUGUCGUGGCCGACUUGCUGAUCGAAGUCCUGGGCGUAUUAGCCAGUUACUCGAUCACCGUCAAGGAACUAAAGAGUUUGUUCGGCUCCAUGAAAGCCGAGCGAGGACGAUGGCCACGCCAUUCCGCCAAGCUCUUGGGCGUACUGAGGCAAAUGCCCAACCGUUGUGGCCCAGAUGUUUUCUUCUCAUUCCCUGGCAAAAAGGGAUCCGCGCUGGUUUUGCCACCUCUGGCCCGAUGGCCUUACGAGGCAGGCUGGACCUUCACCACAUGGUUCCGUCUCGACCCCAUCAACUCAGUCAACAUCGAGAGAGAGAAACCCUAUCUUUACUGGUAAGUCUUUUUCCUUCAUUUUCAC